This is a messenger RNA of Racocetra fulgida, 336 nucleotides long. The record is from the annotation of a GenBank genome assembly. NCBI's taxonomy places the organism in Eukaryota, Fungi, Glomeromycota, Glomeromycetes, Diversisporales, Gigasporaceae.
GGUACGCAAAUUGAAUCAGAUGUUCAAUUUGUAGCUUUUGGCGUAAAGCUCAACACUAGCGUUAUAGAAACCUUGGACCAUACAUUGAUUGAAGAAGAUACCACACGAGUAAAAGUUAGGUCAACUCUUCAAUUAGAUCAUGAUAAUUAUGGACAUAUAUUCGCCCUCGGCGACAUAACAAAUAUCAAUGAAACAAAGCUUGCCUACCGCGCUGGCCUUCAUGCUGAUAUUGUAGCUAAAAAUAUUAUUGCACGCAUUAAUAAUAAAAAAUUGGUUGAAUAUAAACCUGGUCCUGAAUCUAUGUGUAUUACCAUUGGAAAGGUAUUAUUUUACGCU